Pistacia vera is the source of this 4026-nucleotide messenger RNA. RefSeq names its product regulator of nonsense transcripts 1 homolog. Bases 661 to 1056 code for a protein of 131 amino acids. Lineage: Eukaryota; Viridiplantae; Streptophyta; Magnoliopsida; Sapindales; Anacardiaceae. Gene Ontology annotation, cellular component: cytoplasm. Gene Ontology annotation, biological process: nuclear-transcribed mRNA catabolic process, nonsense-mediated decay. Gene Ontology annotation, molecular function: zinc ion binding; ATP binding; RNA binding. The transcript is spliced from 4 exons. The record is from RefSeq and is a predicted model, not a curated record.
UUUCGCCGUUAUAAGAGCAGCUUCUCCUACACACCUCAAUAGUCACUCCCAACUCCAACUGCUCUUUUCUUCUUCUCCGAACCAAAACCCAAACAAACCCUAUUCUCCCUCAAUUUGAACCAAGUCAAUUUUGUUGAUUCCCACGGAUUCCUAUCUUCCUCUCAUUUUUUAGCAGAUGAAAUAUAAAAACCUCUUUCUUUAACUGCUUUUAUUUGUGGGUAUUCUUUACAAGUACACUUGAAGGAGUCAAUUUUGUUAUAUGGUUCUAUGAGGAGACAAGGUAUUGACCUGGUUUCUUUUACGUUUUCUGCACUUUUUAAGGCCUGUAGUGAGAUUCUCGAUGUGAAUUUGGGUAGGUAGUUGCAUACUAGACGAUUUUGGUUGGCGGUUUUGUGUUUGAUCUAUAUGUCGAUAAUACCUUGAUUGAUAGGUAUGUAAAAUGCGGGUUUUUAGAUUGUGGGCGUAAGGUGUUUGAUGAAAUGCCUGAAGAAGACGUGAUUUCUUUGACUCUGUUGAUUGUUGCAUAUACCAAGUGUGGGGAUAUGAAAUCUGCUAGUGUUUGAUGGGUUGCCUUUAAAGGAUAUGAUGGCCUGGACUGCGAGGGUCACUGGUUACACAUAGAAUGCUAGGCCUAGAGAAGCAAUAGGAUAUUUUGAGAGAAUGCAAAAUUUAGGUGUUGAAACAGAUGAAACUACUUUGGUUGGUGUUACUUCAGCAUGUGCUCAACUGGGUGCAAUCAAGUAUGCUAAUUGGAUUUGUGAUAUAGCGUUGAUUGAUGAUAGGUGUUUCUUGCAAUGGCUUGUUAAGAUCCCAUCAGAGCAGAAGCAGUUGAGGGCACGUCAGAUCAGUGCUCAACAAAUUAACAAGGUAGAAGAACUUUGGAAGACAAAUCCUGAUUCUACCCUUGAAGAUCUUGAGAAGCCUGGUGUGAAUGAUGAACCUCAACCUGUGGCCUUGAAGUAUGAAGAUGCAUAUCAGUAUCAAAAUGUAUUUGCACCACUUAUCAAGCUUGAAGCUGACUAUGAUAAAGUAUGCAUCAUGAUUUAUGGCGAUUAGAAAGUAAAGAAAAGUUUGAAUAUUUGUACUAAAGGCUAUUUUGGGUAAAGAAAAAAGAGGUUUUCUGGAAAUUUAAAAUCAAAUUCCUGUAAGAUUAAAUUAAAAAUGGUGAGAAUCCCUUUUAUAAAAUUUUAAUAACGAAUUAACACUAUCUUGUCGAACAAAGAAAGAGUGCAUUAUAGUUUUAGACAAUUCAGCCUCCUGAAAUGGCAUUAUUAUUAAGUUUCCAAAUAUUAAUGUUUGUUUGCUGCUAGUCUAGAUCAAGUUAUCUUGACCAGUAUGUUGAAGGAAAAAAAGAAGGAUAUUCCAGAUAAAUGUGCAAACGAGUUGGAAUCAUGAAAGCAAUAAACAUUUCCCUGGAUAGACACUGUUAGGGUAAUAUUGGAAUGAACUUUCACAUGUUUCACUUGUGUUACUGAAGUCUCAUUAUUAUGCAAGUACUGACCAGGAAGUCAUCUGAGGCAAGAAGCUUGAAUUCAAAUGAGACCAAUUUUGGUAAUUUGGUCAGCAGUGCACAGCAUCUUAGUUGGUCAAUAAAGAUACUCUGUAAGACUUAAACCUUCUUUCUCCUUUUAGUAUUCUUUCCAAGGUUGUAAUUGGAGGCAUUGGAGGUUGUACACCAUUACUUUGAUGAUAUACUUGCUAAAAGAAUGUUAUGUGAAAAAUAUCUCCAUGUUUAUGAUCUUUCUUCUUGCUUAUUUGCUUAGCCAACUUUAAUUUAUGUCUUCAUUAGCUCAUUUUAUGAUGUGGGUCCAGUGGAUUUUUACUAGUCUGUUGCUGGAUGAAGGCUGGGUGUUCUCCAGUGUUUAUAAUUGCUUUUGUGUACACCAUUUUUUUUUUUUUUUUUUUGGUGAUAGGUUUGUGUAUUUUGGAUUUUGGAUUUUGCACUUUGGUUGGUGAAAUUGUGUCCGGGCGGCAGAGAUUCCCCAUCGUUCUCGUAAGUCUCCACCUUGCAGGGAAAGGGCAGGGACGGGGAUAGAAAAUGGGAUCUUCGGCCCCGUUCCACACUCAUCCCUAUGAUAACAGUAAUACAGAUAAGAUCACUUUAUAGAAAGUGCUUCUAUAUAUAUAUAGGGGAUGAUAUCCGUUCAAGGAGUAAAAGCAAUGGUAUGCAACUUUUUGAUUUAUUGGUUAAUCAUUUGCAAUCAUGCACGACUGAUAUUUUUUAGUAUUACUGUCAUGAUAUUGACACUUUGAUGUAUAUUUUCCCUACCCAUGGCCAUGUUUUUACUUAAGAUAAUUAUUUACGUUCUUGUUACAUCUGAACAACAACACUCUUGAAUCUUGAGUAAUCUAACUCUUACCAAUUGGAACUCUCAAGAUUGAUAAUUUACAGGAUUUAGGAUUCUUAAAAAGCAUAGGGACCCUAAUCUACUUUUAUCUUGCUCCAAAUAUAAAAUUAGGCCCGCAAGUUUAGGAAUUUUAAUGCUAUUGAAGACUAAAGAGCGAACAGUUAGGAAAAUUGUGUAUGCCUUUCAAAUAUUGCCUUUUGCUACAAUUUUAUCAUGAUUCAAGAUGUACAUUGGUUAUGAGGACUUAAAUUAUUUGCGAAAAUUGUUGUGUGAUCUGACAUUAUAUUCGAUGGGGAUGCUAUUCAAUAGUACCAGUGUUUGGCAGUUUAUCAGUUUUGGAACAUGCAUUGUGCAGGGCAACGAUGGUCAUUUAAUGUCGUUUUCAUCUCAUUUUAAUUGUACGCUAAUGCUGUACUAACAAAAUAAUUUUGUAUUCCAAGUGGUGUGACAACUAAUUUGGUUUUACCACAUAAAUGAAGGGACAAUGUGUUAAAAUAUAUAACUAUGGUCCAACGAUGUAAGGGGUUCAACCCUCCCUGGGGUUACUGCUUGUAGUGACAGAGAGCCAUUAGGUGUCUAGAGGGUAAAAUUCCCUUAAACCCAAAAUUAAUUUUGGAUUUAUAAAAUCCAAAUGCACGAUUUUGGGUUUUUAUUUAAUCUUUGUACCCUCCGAGCAAAAGUCAACUACUAAGUUUGCUUUUACCCUCUUUCAAAACAAAAGAUGCAAAAUUUUGGACAUAGUCAAGUGGAAACAACUUCUGUGGUUGCUGGAUGUUGUUUGUGGCUAGAAAGGAAACAUUAUGAUGAACAGAGAGAUUUUCAUUCACUGUCUCUACCAUGGCAUCUCGAAAUUUGGUAACUAGGCCUGAUUUCUCAAAUUUGAUACUUCAGGAGUCAAUAUCAGUCUUGUCUCCUAUAACAUUUUAGCACAGGUAUGAUAAACUUGUCAUCAGCUGUCAAUUGUUAGUAAUUUAAGUGAUGUAUUGUGAUUUUUUAACCUAUCAAGUUUCUUUCAUCUUAUUUAUUAUCUAAUGGGGUACUUAUAGGAAGUUGUUGCUUUUGUCUGGUGCCAAUAUCACUUUGGUUGAAGAGCAUAAAGAUGUAAAGCAUUCUAUUUUUAAAACCAUGGCCUACCACGACUUCAUGAUACCUAUAUCUACUUUGUCGUAAUAGCAGUUGAAACAUUGGUGGGGAAAAAAAUGUAACACUUUGAAGGCCAAAAACUAUGUAAAUUCUUUUUGGGUUGCAUCAUUGCAACCUUGAAAUAUAGGGAUUUGUGUAUUCUGUUGGAUUGGAGCUCAUCUGAGUUUUCUAUUAAGGUUGACUUGUAUAUAAGCUUAAACCUAUGAUGGAAUUCAAUGGAUGUAAUUUUGAGAUAUUAAAAUUUUUUGGUGCUUGGUUAUAGUAGUUUUUGAAUUAACAUGUCAAUUUUCUGCAGCAGCUAUUACUUUAAUUCUAACAUGCCGGACAUUGUUUUAUUGUACAGGUUUAUGUGAAGAGCUCUCUCUUUCCACACUCUCCAGCUGCUUGCCUCAUGGAAAUCUUCACACUUUUGUUCCAUCCCUUUUGUUCCGUGCUUCUUGACUGCACCUUUUAGCUCUAGGACAAAAGAUAAAGUUGUCAUUACUUGUAAUUGAAAUCAUUAAUCAUGCAUUUGUAAUAAGCUUUAUUCUGACAA